This is a messenger RNA of Magnolia sinica, 1240 nucleotides long. RefSeq lists its product as uncharacterized. The record is from RefSeq and is a predicted model, not a curated record. The transcript is spliced from 2 exons. NCBI's taxonomy places the organism in Eukaryota, Viridiplantae, Streptophyta, Magnoliopsida, Magnoliales, Magnoliaceae. The coding region runs from base 117 to 605 and encodes 162 amino acids.
AGGCACGUGGAAAUUGAAAGAGAGGGUUAUCAGUUGACCGUUAGGGAUGUGAACGUUAGGUACCGCCAAAACAAAAACCCGUAGGUAAUUUCAAAAAAAGGAAAAGAAAAGAAAAAAUGCUCUCCAAAUUACCAAAAAAACAACCUUCCCAAGAGAAAAUUUCUCUUCAUUUCAAUGGAUCUUCAUGUUUUGACUUUCAAAUUCUUAGUGCAGAGAUGGAUUUUGCAUCUCCUUCAUCUUCUCCCCCAACUCCUCCAUCUCCACUGCCCAUUAGUGUGGGCCCAGACCAUCAGAAGUACUUCUUCUCAUCGUCGCCGUCCCCGUCUCCGCCCUUCUCACCACAAACCACGCAUACAUCGCCGGAAAGCACCGCUCUUUUAUCUAGAGAGUUGAUUAGACGGCCGAGAGAUCCAUCGUCGUUUUCUCUUGAGAAGUUCUCUGAUGAAUCUGGGCCGCAGAGCUCCUGCCUAGAAGCUUGUUUGGAAUGGUUGUUCCUAAGAUGUUGCUGUUGGUGGUCUCUACUAAAUCAUUCUACUCCAGGAGAAGGGAAGAAAAGCAAUUCCCACUGCCUACCGGACCCAAGCAGGGAUGGUUGUAUGAUCUGAAUCGUCCAUGUUUUGGGUGCUACAGAAGUUGGGACGGAGUAAGAAGUUGGCGUUGGAUAGAUCAUUCUGACCACUGAUAAAUGCAGCUGGAUGUAGAACCAUUGAAAAGAAUUACUCACAUUCAGCUCGAUAAAUCAACGCUCAGGAUCAUUUUUCAGCUCGAUUAAAAGACUUCACAGGAUGAAGGUUUCCUGUUGCCUGACCAACCUUUGGAGUUUCUUCUUUUUUUUUUCUUUGUUUUAGAUAUCAAUUGAAAUUGGGAAAUUUGGAUUAAAAGCACCAUAGGAACAGAGGAGGGAAGAAUUACAUGAUAGAUGGUCGGCAUCUUUGCACCGUACACGUGGGUUUUGAAUUCAAAGAGGUGGGGCCCAUGGUUUGGAAAUGUAGGCCAUUGGUCCUGUUGGGACCCAGUUUGAUGGAGCAUGACCCACUUUGGAAGAUAUCAAGUUUUAUGCAUUCUUGUUCUCAGUGUAAGGGGAGCGAUCUAGUGGUACCCUUUAAGUUUACGGUGAUGCCAGGCAAAUGUGGGGCCGAGUGAUGUGUCCGCGGAAUCCAACCCGUCCAUAACAUGCAUCAACUCAGAAAAACCGUACAUCCAAAAAAAUAUCAACCCAAUCCAAAACUUCGAUGGGCCA